AUGUCCACCAGAACCAUAGCGAAUUGGUCCUUCUCCCUAACCUACUCCUCCCUACCACUCCCCAUAAUCCAAUCCGCCAUCCAAUCCUUCUACAACUGGACCGGCUGCACCGUCGGUGGCAGCGCUCAUCCCGCAACCACCAUUGCCCGCAACGCACUAACCCCGUUUUUCGGCGCCCCGAUAUCGACUCUCCUCGGCUGCGAGCACAAGACAACAGAUGCACAGCAUGCUGCCCUGCUCAAUGGAAUCGCAUCGCAUGUGCACGACUACGAUGAUACGCAUUUAGAGACGAUAAUCCACCCAACAGGCCCCGUCGCAGCGGCGCUCUUGAGUAUCGCGGAGACGCUGCAGAGGCCGGUGUCGGGGGAGGAGUUUAUCACUGCUCUGGUCGCUGGUAUUGAAGUUGAAUGUAAAUGUGGACUGGCUGUGUGGCCAAGUCAUUAUGAUGUUGGAUGGCACAUAACGAGCACCACCGGCUCCAUCGGCGCCGCCGUGGCUGUCUCCAAACUUCUGGGUCUCUCUCCGGACCAAAUUGCCUAUGCGAUUGGUGUCGCAGCGACGCAGGUAACAGGACUCAGAGAGAUGUUCGGCUCACACACCAAGUCCUUCCACCCGGGCCGCGCAGCGCAGAAUGGUCUUAUUGCGGCCAUCCUCGCUUCAAAUGGGUACACAAGUUCUCUUGAAGCACUCGACGCGAAGCGCGGGUGGGUGAAUGUUGUCAGUAACGACAACAAGCUCCAAAACCUAGUAGCUAGUCUGGGGAAGGAGGGAUCCUGGGAGAUUGAGAAGAACAGCUUCAAGCCGUUUCCGUGUGGGAUUGUAAUCCAUCCGGUUAUUGAUGGGUGUAUUCAGUUGCAUCCUAGGCUUGAUGGCAGUGGGAAAAGAUGUCAGGAUAUUACGGAUGUCCAGCUCACCGUGCAUCCCCUUGUCUUGGAGUUGACGGGGAAGACGAAACCCCGGGAUGGAUUGGAGGCCAAGUUCAGUGUCUACCACGGCGCAGCUAUUGGUUUACUCCUUGGUAAAGCGAGACCGGGUCAGUAUGAGCAUGCCGUCGUGACGGAUACGGAGGUUAUCAGUCUCAGGGACAAAUUCCAUGCCACAGCCGAUGAGAAGUGUCGUCUGGAUGAAUGUCAUAUUAUGAUAAAUUUCGCUUCUGCUGAUGGUGUACCCGCGCCUAUUGUGAAACAUGUGGACCAUGCCGUUGGGAGUGUGCAUUGUCCGAUGUCGGACAAUCAGCUUACAGAGAAGUUCAUGGAUCAGUGUGUGCCAGUCCUGGGCCUGGAAAGGGCAUACGGUGCUAGCGGGUGGUGUUGGGCGUUGGAUAGACACAAGGAUAUCCGUGAGAUAAAGAAUGUUUUCUGA
Molecule: messenger RNA, 1362 nt
Organism: Aspergillus chevalieri
Lineage: Eukaryota; Fungi; Ascomycota; Eurotiomycetes; Eurotiales; Aspergillaceae
Product: MmgE/PrpD family protein
Exons: 2
Coding region: 1-1362 (453 amino acids)
Molecular function (GO): lyase activity
Source: RefSeq, a predicted model, not a curated record